Molecule: messenger RNA, 718 nt
Organism: Drosophila ficusphila
Lineage: Eukaryota; Metazoa; Arthropoda; Insecta; Diptera; Drosophilidae
Product: cuticle protein 38-like
Exons: 2
Coding region: 47-472 (141 amino acids)
Source: RefSeq, a predicted model, not a curated record
ACCACCUCCAGCCUUCCCAAGAAGCAAAACAAACCAAACACCCACCAUGUUCAAAUACGCCGUCGUUGUCCUCGCCUUCGUUGCCUGUGCUGCCGCCAAGCCAGGACUCCUGGGUGCUCCUCUGGCCUACACCGCUCCUCUGGCUUACACCGCUCCCGCUGCCGUGGUUGCUGCCCCCGCUCCAGUUGUGACCGCCACCAGCAGCCAGGUGAUCGCCAGGAACUACAAUGGGAUCGCUGCCGCACCAGUGAUUGCUCCUGUGGCUGCUCCAUUGGCCGCUCCAGUGAUUGCCAAGUACGCAGCUGCUCCUCUGGCUGCUCCUCUGGCUGCUCCUGUGGUUGCCAAGUAUGCAGCUGCUCCUCUUGCCACUCCUCUGGCAGCCCCUCUGGCGGCUCCUUUGGCCUACUCCUCCCCCCUGGCUUACACUGCUCCCCUGAGCUAUGCCGCUGCUCACGCACCACUCCUCAUCUAAAUCGUUAAACUGUGAUCACCUAGUGCAAUAAAAAACGGCUUUGAAAUUGAUGCAUUCUUUAUGAAUGGAAUUUAUCUUUAUCCUUAUAAAUAAGGUAUAGUAAGUAAGGGAGACAAAGAUUUGAUUUUGAACUUUCUAUAAAAUUGUCGGUCUAGUCCUGAAGGAGUUAAUUUUUAACGAGUUAAAUAAGCUUGGGAGGCUCGAAGUGUACAUUUUUAUAUUUACAGAACAGAAUACAAUAAUCUU